CGUAUAGAGUAUAAUAGAGUAGAUCUAGCUAGAUCUAGACUCUAUGUGUUAAGAUUUUAGAUCUAAAUGAAUAAUAUUAUACUCAUAGAUUGAAUAAAAAUAAAGGGAACGUUUGGUAAUCAUAAUAAUUUGUUUCUGAAAACCUCCUCAAUAUUGACCAUUGAGUCAAUUGUUUUUAGCCGUAAGUGUCUAAACAUGCAAUGUGAAUGCUAUUUAAAAUAGUUCUAACAAUAAUCCAGCCUUCUGUGAAUGUGAGGGUGAAUACAUUUAAAUCUCUAGCAAAUUGGAAAUUGUGUGUAGUUAACAAACUCAGUUCUUUUUUCACUGAUUGCACUUUGCAUUCAAGAAUGUCCACUUCCUCUUCACAAAGACGAAUCCCAGAUGACUCUAUUCAAGAAGAAUUCGUUCAUGUUGGCAAAGUGAAGACUUCUGUCUUAAAACUUGGACACUUCAAAGAUUCACCUUCUCCAGGAAACCAAAAAGUUUUAAUGCUAAUUAUACCAGGUAACCCUGGGGUGCCAUACUAUUAUGAAGACUUCAUGCAGGAACUUUACAGUCACUGUGACUUUCAAAUACCAGUCUGGGUUCUAGGUCAUGCAGGACAUGUUCAGCCCCCUGGAGAAAGACUCUCUUUACAAGACAUCUGUUCUACUUCAGAACAAGUGUAUGGACUUGAAGCCCAAAUCUCACACAAAGUUGAGUUUAUUCAGAAUCAUGUUCCUCGUGAGGUGAAACUUAUUCUGAUCGGCCAUUCCAUCGGCAGUUACAUGAUAUUAAAUAUAUUGGAUAGUCUGCCAUCUGACCAGAUACUAAGAUGUUUCAUGCUCUUUCCAACUAUUGAACGCAUGUCCUCAUCGCCAAAUGGAAUUAAAAUGACACCUGUUUUAAGAUAUAUGCGCUGGCUCGUCAUUUUUACUGCAUUCAUCAUUUCACUUUUGCCAAAGUAUCUGCAUGUUCACAUUUUUAAAUGGUGGUACAAAGACUUAGAUUGCCCAUCAUGCACUCUUAAAGCCAUUCUUGCCACCAUUAGCCCAUGGACAGUUAACUACACAACAUACCUGGCUAAACUGGAAAUGGACAAAGUAACGUUAUUACAGGCUGAACUCAUCAAAAAGCAUGCAGACAAGCUCAGUUUCUACUAUGGCGCUAAUGACCACUGGGCCCCACCGCAGUAUUACUAUGACCUGAUGAAACGGUUCCCGCAUUUAGACGCAAGGCUCUGCACCUUGAAUUUAAAGCAUGCUUUUGUGCUGGACACUCAGGAAGGACGUGAAAUGGCUAAAAUAGUGUGGCUGUGGGCCCAGUCCCAUCACCGCACAAUUCUGCUUUCACAAAAUGAUGAUGAUGAAGGCUGGGUGUUUGAGACAUGAGGCACCUACAGGAAGUCAAUUAUUCUUAACAAAUGUUCCACUAUUUAUUGAUUGUAUUGUAUUUAUAUUUCAUUUUAAAACAGUUUUAUACUUUCUAUGUACCAGUAUGUGUAGAAAAAAAAAAAA
Molecule: messenger RNA, 1496 nt
Organism: Biomphalaria glabrata
Lineage: Eukaryota; Metazoa; Mollusca; Gastropoda; Planorbidae
Product: lipid droplet-associated hydrolase-like
Exons: 5
Coding region: 207-1370 (387 amino acids)
Biological process (GO): lipid storage
Cellular component (GO): lipid droplet
Molecular function (GO): lipase activity
Source: RefSeq, a predicted model, not a curated record